Mycotypha africana is the source of this 1550-nucleotide messenger RNA. RefSeq lists its product as uncharacterized. Gene Ontology annotation, molecular function: pyrimidine nucleotide-sugar transmembrane transporter activity. The record is from RefSeq and is a predicted model, not a curated record. Gene Ontology annotation, cellular component: Golgi membrane. The coding region runs from base 147 to 1433 and encodes 428 amino acids. The transcript is spliced from 2 exons. Gene Ontology annotation, biological process: pyrimidine nucleotide-sugar transmembrane transport. Lineage: Eukaryota; Fungi; Mucoromycota; Mucoromycetes; Mucorales; Mycotyphaceae.
CUGUAGUUCUCUUUCCAGUUGCAGAUUUUAAAAGUGUAUUGAUUUUUUAGUAUGCUUUUGAUUUUUCAAGAAGCAUUCACAUAAGCUUAAAGAUAGAAGCAAUCAAUCAAUACCCAUUAUUGUACCAGUCUAUUAUAAGCUACAAUAUGUCUGUAUAUCACGCAGUUCCUACUACUACCGAUCGUUACAAUAACAAUGUCAUCCAUGAAUCAAUGCAAGUAACCAAAAAGCCAGCGCGAUCUCGACCCAUGCUAGCCGGCAUUAUGUUGGCUAUCUGUAUCAUAGCAUUUGUUAUACAAACAGAGCUCGCUCAAUAUGUGCAAAGGUCAACUAACUAUGCAAAACCCUAUUUUAUAUUGUACAUAAGCCAUUCGUGUUAUAUUUUUAUGCUGCCAUUACAAUUUUUCGCCGAAUAUUUUUCAAGUUGUCAUCAUAGUAACAAAGAAGAAGAUGGAAACGAACAAGAGUCUCGACGCUACUUAUCCAUUCAUGAAAGAUUGCAUGAUGUGAUACAGGAGAUUGUUUCAUGCGUUACUGUUUCAUUAGAUGCUUUGCAAUACCGACAUGAAGGCAACAGCGGUAAUCCGUCCGAUGAUUCGAGCAGCAACAAAAAGAGAAUUCUAUUGUUAUUGAAACUGUGUCUAAUUUUGGCAGUGCUGCUCACAUUGCCGUCUUAUAUAUGGUAUGUUAGUGUUAACCUAACUUCUAUGUCCAAUUUGACAGCAAUCUAUAAUACAGGUUGUUUCUUUGCCUAUCUAUUCAACAUUUUGAUGUUGCACGACCGACUCGUUCUGUCCAAAGGGUUUGCUGUUAUCUUAUCUAUGUUGGGCGUUCUUACAAUGGCUAUAUGGGCAGAUUCGUCAUCAGAUGAAGGGGAUAGCAGCAGUCUUCUGAAUGGGAACAGUAGUGGUGGUGAAAAUACAAAUAGUUGGUUGGGCAUUGCAGUUGCCACUUCAGGUGCCGCAUUUUAUGGGUUCUACGAAGUCUACUACAAAAAAUAUGCCUCUCCUGCACAGCCAACCAUUUUAUUUGCGAAUAUUAUGACUGGUAUUAUUGGUAUAGCAACUUUCAUUUUUUUAUGGUUGCCACUUCCGUUAUUACAUUGGAGCGGUGUAGAGCCUUUUGAAUUACCUGAAUGGACGACAUUUAAAUAUAUCCUACUAGUAGCCUCCAUGAGUGUUAUCUAUAAUGCGACAUUUAUGGCAGUUAUUGCGUUGGUGAAUCCUGUUUAUGCUGCAGUAGGCGUAAUGCUAACCGUACCAGCGGUUGCUGUUACUGAUGUGUUGCUGACAGGCGUUAUGGUUCCAACGUCAACAGUGAUUGGAAGUAUCUUGAUUUUGGUGAGUUUUUUCGUUCUAAAUAAGCAAGUACUUAAUGAAGAAAAAGAAACGGCCAUGAUAGAUCAUUUAGAAGAAGGGGAUGAAAGAGAAUAAAAGUCUAUAGAUAUUCGCUCGACUUGAAUUUUGACUUUACUUUGAUUGAUUUAGUGUUCAUUAUCGUUUAUCUGUAAAAAGUCAUGAGGGACUCAAAUAGUUAAAAUGAAAGACAGU